Papaver somniferum (opium poppy) is the source of this 1245-nucleotide messenger RNA. Its product is annotated as autophagy-related protein 18a-like. The record is from RefSeq and is a predicted model, not a curated record. Gene Ontology annotation, cellular component: extrinsic component of membrane; cytosol; phagophore assembly site membrane. Lineage: Eukaryota; Viridiplantae; Streptophyta; Magnoliopsida; Ranunculales; Papaveraceae. Gene Ontology annotation, biological process: protein localization to phagophore assembly site; autophagy of mitochondrion; nucleophagy. Bases 1 to 1245 code for a protein of 414 amino acids. The transcript has a single exon. Gene Ontology annotation, molecular function: protein binding; phosphatidylinositol-3,5-bisphosphate binding; phosphatidylinositol-3-phosphate binding.
AUGGCGACUCCCUCUGCUCAAUCUACUGAUAGUAUAACACACGUUGAAGAUGAAGAAUAUAGCGAUGUUAAUCUAUCUCCUUCUUCGGUUUAUUCAUUCGUUUCAACCUUUUCCACAUUAAAUUCUCCUUCUCAGAGUAAUAGUAAUGAUAACCCUAACCCUAAUAAGUCAAUCAAUUCUCAAACUUAUUCAUCACCAUCUUCUCUUCUUUAUAUUUCCUUUAAUCAAGAUUCUCAGUUCUUUUCAGUUGGGACAGAUCAAGGGUUUAGGGUUUACAAUUGUUAUCCAUAUGGUGAAUCCUUUCGUCGCGUUUUUAACGGUAGUGGUGGCAUUGGUACUGCCGCUAUGCUUUUCCGCUUCAACAUUCUUGCCUUAGUCGGUGGUGGUACUCACCCAAUGUUUCCUCUUAAUAAGGUCAUGAUUUGGGAGGAUGACAAAAGCCUGUGCACAAAAGAGCUUUCGUUCAGAUCAAAUGUUGGGGCAGUUCGUCUUCGACGUGACCGAAUAAUUGUUAUUCUAGAGCAGAAGAUAUUCAUAUUCAAUUUCAAUGAUAUGAAGCUUUUGCAUCAAAUUGAAACGUACCCAAACCCCAAGGGACUAUGUGAAGUAUCUCAUUCCUCAGGGUCACUGGUAGUUGCUUUUCCAGGACUUCACAGGGGGCAAGUUAGGGUUGAGAAUUAUACGACUAAGAAGACUAAUUUCAUACCUGCUCAUGAUUCAAGCAUUGAGUGUAUGUCGCUAACAUUGGAUGGGAAGUUGCUUGCUACAGCCAGCUCGAAGGGAACCUUGGUUAGAAUUUUUGAUACUUCAAAUGGAACUUUGUUGCAAGAGGUAAGAAGAGGCGCAGAUCGAGCAGAGAUUUACAGUCUAGCUUUCUCACCUAAUACGCAGUGGUUGGCGGUUUCAAGUAACAAGGGUACUGUUCAUGUAUUCAAAUUAAAGGUCAAUCAAGACGCGUCACCGGGUUCAUCUAGUUGCGAUCCCCCUGUUAGAGCAACUAGUUCAGCCUUCUCUUUUAUUCGAGGGGUACUGCCUAACUACUUCAAUUCAGAAUGGUCGGUAGCUCAAUUUCGAUUUCGUGAAGGUUUGAAGCACAUUGUUGCAUUUGGUGACCAGAAGAACGCCCAGAGUGCUAACACCAUUAUAAUUUUGGGCAUGGAUGGAAGUUUUUAUCGGUGUCGGUUCGAUACUGUGGCGGGUGGAGAGAUGACUCAGCUUGAGCAUCACAACUUUCUGCAUUUGUAG